Molecule: messenger RNA, 783 nt
Organism: Sphenostylis stenocarpa
Lineage: Eukaryota; Viridiplantae; Streptophyta; Magnoliopsida; Fabales; Fabaceae
Source: the annotation of a GenBank genome assembly
AUGAUUGUCCUCAAACCCGUUCAUCCUUCUACUCCUACCAAUAUCAAAUAUAGCAUCCACCGCAGCAGAGUCCUCAACACAAAAGGUUCUAUUUUCUGCCUCUGCAAGUCCAAUGAAUCUGAUUCUCAAACUCCCCAACCAGGAGAUAUUCGUAAGCAAGAACUGCUAGCACAAAUUGCCAUGCUUCAAACUCAAAAAGUCCGUCUCACAAACUAUAUAGAUGAGAGAUCUGCAUAUUUAGCCCAGUUUGGUGAAGAAGCCAAGGCUGACUUUGACAAGAUUGGAGAAGAUGCCCUCCAAGGAUUAGAUGAAGCUAGUGCCAGAGAAAAGGCUCAAACCAUGAUAACAGCAAACAUAGAGAGCCAGAAGGUAGAGUUUGAGGAAUCUGCAGAACUCUUCAGACAAGAGAUUCAGGAGCGCGAAAAGGAACUAGAUGAGUUUGAAGUUAAAAUGGAGGAUAGAAGAAACGAAGGGCUAUUUUUCAAGAACCUUAGAAAGAAGACACCUGUUGACAAAGCAAAAGCUAAAGUGGAGGCAGAAAAAAUCAAAGAUGUAGCCAGAGAAAAAGCUGGUAGCAGAACAAGAAAAAGCAUUUACCUCUUCUUUAUUGGCCUGCUUACCUUUGCAAUAGUCAAUACUAUUGCCUCAUCAACUGACUGGAGAAAAGUAGCAGUUCUUGGAGCUAUUGUUGUGGCUUUAGUUUCUCAGCUCAUCUACGAACAGUCAAUGUCAUCAGAAACUGGAAAAACAAGAAAGGCAAAUACCGAAGAGAAAAAUAAGUGA